GUGAUGCCUUUAAACUCGCGCCAUUUUCUCAACACGUUCUCAUUCUGUCGCAGUCUGCGUCACGUUCAGCACCCGUUCUUUGGUCCCGAGAAAACUCUGAGAUUUUCAACAUGUCUGACGAGGGAAAGCUAUUCAUUGGUGGCCUGAGUUAUGAUACCACCGAGCAGUCUUUGGAAGACGCCUUUUCCAAAUAUGGAACAAUUGCCAAAGUCGAUGUCAUCAGGGACCGAGAAACUGACCGUUCCAGAGGUUUUGGCUUUGUAACAUUCGAGAAUCCCGAGGAUGCUAAAGAUGCCAUGGCUGCAAUGAAUGGGAAGUCUGUCGAUGGCCGUAUGAUCAGAGUUGAUGAAGCUGGCAAGUCUGGUGGAAGAUCUGGUGGCUUCAGAGGUGGUUCUGGAGGUGGCAGAGGCUUCUUCAGGGGUGGCAGAGGUAGAGGUGGUGGAAGCUAUGGUGGGGACAGAAGUUUUGGUGGUGAGAGGAGCUAUGGUGGUGACAGGAGCUAUGGUGGUGACAGGAGCUACAGCGGUGGUGAUAGAGGCUAUGGUGGUGGUGGUGACAGGAGCUACGGCGGAGGUGAACGAUCCUACGGUGGUGGCGGAUACUCCUCCAACAGGAGUGGAGGCUACUCCAGUGGCGGAUACAGAGACAACAGUUCUUAAUCUCGCUUGAAUUGUAGGAACCAGGGAGGUUACGACCGUUCCGGUGGCUCCUACAGAGAUAACUAUGACAGCUACGCUUCACAGUAAAAAAUUCCUGAUUGCAAGAUCAUCACUUCGCUGGCUGUAUUUAAAAAGAUGUGCUCUUCGAAGACCUUUUAUUUUUUGCUUUUUUUUGUUUUCUGGUUCAAGUGUUCUAUUAAAAAGACUCCUUUUUUACUGUGUUAAGUAUCCGCAGGAUGUUCCUCUCACUGAGGCACUACCUAAAAAUCCUUGAGCAAUUACUGUAAAAGCCUGUUGAGGUUCCUGUACCCAUCAUUUUACCUUGCGAUGCGUUAUGGAUGCUCGCAGGGGCUUGAAAUUGUCUUUGUUUUUCCAUUUUAGUAUGUGUUUGAGAAACUGUCUCUGAACCAUGCGUGAAAAUUUGACCUGUCCAACACAGCCUGAUAGCUUCUAAGACCAAUUGUUUUAAAAAGAUCUUUUGGACCAUUCUUUAGUCGCUCACUAAAAGCGCCAAGGGUCAUUAAUGUUAAAGGAACUGAGUUUUAAAGCGGCAGUUUCGCCACAAAAUAUUCUAAUCCGAUCCUCAAUAGAAGCUUGAUAAGCUGUGAUGUGUUCUUUAUGGCUCCUUGCCACCUCCAUUUUGUGAUGCAUUCCUUUAGUGAAGCAAGGCAGGCAUAUUGCAAACCUUGACAUUGCUAAAGAUUUGUAAAUAUUCAUCAUCCAAAGAGUAAACUACACAAAUGGCUUAUUUGGCCCCUUUUGGGGGCUUUGUUGUAUUCCUCUUCAUGUCCCGGGGUACUUUGCUCUUUGGGUAGUCUAAAUUUUUUUUAAGUAUGCUCUACUGUGGACUGAAAUUAUCCUCUUAAAUGUCAAGAUUUUGUUCCUUCUGGGGGAAGAAAUGUGCUCUUUUCUGUAUAUCAACACUUCAACAAUUCCUUUUCUUUUUUGUAUUAAUCUGGCUUCAUGAAGCCCAUUAAAAAGUGGAUGGAAAAUG
Molecule: messenger RNA, 1653 nt
Organism: Triplophysa rosa
Lineage: Eukaryota; Metazoa; Chordata; Actinopteri; Cypriniformes; Nemacheilidae
Gene: cirbpb
Product: cold inducible RNA binding protein b
Exons: 7
Coding region: 111-659 (182 amino acids)
Biological process (GO): positive regulation of mRNA splicing, via spliceosome
Cellular component (GO): spliceosomal complex
Molecular function (GO): RNA binding
Source: RefSeq, a predicted model, not a curated record